This is a messenger RNA of Anguilla anguilla (European eel), 12317 nucleotides long. It is a transcript of the gene trpm3, whose product is annotated as transient receptor potential cation channel, subfamily M, member 3. The transcript has 27 exons. The record is from RefSeq and is a predicted model, not a curated record. Gene Ontology annotation, cellular component: membrane. The coding region runs from base 448 to 5805 and encodes 1785 amino acids. Gene Ontology annotation, biological process: protein tetramerization; monoatomic cation transmembrane transport. Gene Ontology annotation, molecular function: monoatomic cation channel activity. Lineage: Eukaryota; Metazoa; Chordata; Actinopteri; Anguilliformes; Anguillidae.
UCACUAUUAGAUAUUCACAUACACUCACUCACUCAUUUUCGGACAUUCACACAUUCAUUCACUCUCUCAAACAUUCACACAUUCACUUACUCAGAAACACGCAUUCACUCACCCAAACAUUCACUCGCUCACUCGGUUCCUGACACACUCACCCACCUUCUCAUUCACUCUCCCAGACAUUCAUACACUCACUCGCUCUCUGACUUACACACUCACUCACUCACUCACUCGUGCACCCGCACACUCACGCACUUGCACACUCGCUUUCUCUCCUCCGGAACUUUCUGAAAGAGAGCUGGAUAAAUCCCAGAGUCCUGAGAAGCUUGUAAGAGAUUUGGAGAGUGGGAUGACCCAGCUGAUCUGAAAACUUUGAGGAGCAGCGCUGUUACUUUUUUUGGGUGGGGGAGGAGUGGCGCCACCCUGGGGGACGCGGGGGCCGGAGGCCAGAUGGGGAAGAAGACGUGGAGCGAGCGGAGGCAGGCGUCGAGGGGCUGCUCCACCCGGGACGACCCCCAGGGGCCGGGGCGGGGCACCACCCGAGGGCGCUUCUCCGAGUCCUGGAAGAGGCUUAGCUCCAGGCAGGGGUCCACUAAGAGAUCCGGCCUGGCCUCCCAGCAGCCCCUGGCACAGAAAUCCUGGAUAGAGAGAGCCUUCAGCAAGCGAGAAUGUGUUCAUAUAAUAGUGAGCGCAAAAGACCACCAUAGGUGCUGCUGCGGACGCCUGAUUGGCCAGCACGUCGGCCUUCCCCCCAGCAUUUCCUCCAGUCAGAAUGACAAGAACGAACGUCUGGCGAAGAACGACAGCCUGUCGGAGAAAUGGUCCAUCAGCAAACACACGCAGCUCAGUCCCACCGACGCCUUCGGCACCAUCGAGUUCCAGGGGGGCGGCCAUUCCAACAAAGCAAUGUAUGUCCGCGUCUCCUACGACACCAAACCCGACCUCCUGCUGCACCUGAUGACCAAAGAGUGGCAGCUGGAGCUCCCCAAGCUGCUCAUCUCCGUCCACGGCGGCCUGCAGAACUUCGAGCUGCAGCCCAAACUCAAGCAGGUCUUCGGCAAAGGCCUGAUCAAGGCUGCCAUGACAACGGGGGCCUGGAUCUUCACCGGCGGGGUCAACACAGGGGUCAUCCGUCACGUAGGGGACGCGCUGAAGGACCACGCCUCCAAAUCGCGGGGCAAGAUCUGCACCAUCGGCAUCGCCCCCUGGGGGAUCGUCGAGAACCAGGAGGACCUCAUCGGCAAAGACGUGGUCAGGCCGUACCAGACCAUGUCCAACCCCCUGAGCAAGCUGACCGUCCUGAACAGCCUGCACUCCCACUUCAUCCUGGCCGACAACGGGACCACGGGGAAGUACGGCGCCGAGGUCAAGCUCCGCCGCCAGCUGGAGAAGCACAUCUCCCUGCAGAAGAUCAACACCAGAAUCGGUCAGGGUGUGCCCGUAGUGGCUCUGAUUGUGGAGGGCGGGCCGAACGUGAUCUCCAUCGUGCUGGAGUACCUGAGGGACACGCCCCCCGUGCCCGUGGUGGUGUGUGAUGGCAGCGGGCGGGCCUCAGACAUCCUGGCGUUCGGGCACAAGUACUCCGAGGAGGGAGGGAUCAUAAACGAGUCUUUACGGGACCAGCUGCUGGUCACCAUCCAGAAGACCUUUAACUACAGCCGCACACAGGCCCAGCACCUCUUCAUCAUCCUCAUGGAGUGCAUGAAGAAGAAGGAGCUGAUAACCGUGUUCCGAAUGGGAUCGGAAGGUCACCAGGACAUUGACUUGGCCAUCCUCACCGCUCUCCUGAAAGGGGCCAACGCGUCCGCGCCGGACCAGCUGAGCUUGGCGUUGGCGUGGAACAGGGUGGACAUCGCCCGCAGCCAGAUCUUCAUCUACGGGCAGCAGUGGCCGGUGGGGUCCUUGGAGCAGUCCAUGCUGGACGCGCUGGUGCUGGACAGAGUGGACUUUGUGAAACUGCUGAUUGAGAAUGGUGUCAGCAUGCAUCGGUUCCUUACCCUCUCCAGACUAGAGGAGCUCUACAACACGAGACACGGACCAUCAAACACGUUGUACCACCUGGUCAGAGACGUCAAAAAGCAAGAGUAUCCAGGGUUCAGCUGGAUCUAUUUCAAGGGCAACCUCCCGCCGGACUACAGAAUCAGUCUGAUUGACAUCGGCCUGGUCAUUGAGUACUUGAUGGGCGGGGCUUACCGUUGCAAUUACACCAGGAAAAGGUUUCGAACCCUUUACCACAAUCUCUUCGGCCCUAAAAGACCGAAGGCCCUUAAGCUCUUGGGAAUGGAGGACGACAUGCCGAUCCGGCGGGGCCGACAGAAGACCACCAGGAAGCGGGAGGAGGAGGUGGACAUCGACCUGGACGACCCGGAGAUCAACCACUUCCCGUUCCCCUUCCACGAGCUGAUGGUGUGGGCGGUGCUGAUGAAGCGCCAGAAGAUGGCGCUGUUCUUCUGGCAGCACGGCGAGGAGGCCAUGGCCAAGGCGCUGGUGGCCUGCAAGCUCUGCAAGGCCAUGGCCCACGAGGCUUCCGAGAACGACAUGGUGGACGACAUCUCGCAGGAGCUCAACCACAACUCCAGGGAGUUUGCGCAGUUGGCGGUGGAGCUCCUGGAUCAGUCCUACAAGCAGGACGAGCAGAUGGCCAUGAAGCUCCUGACCUACGAGCUGAAGAACUGGAGCAACGCCACCUGCCUGCAGCUGGCGGUAGCGGCCAAGCACCGCGACUUCAUCGCGCACACCUGCAGCCAGAUGCUGCUGACGGACAUGUGGAUGGGCCGACUGCGCAUGCGCAAGAACUCCGGACUGAAGGUGAUCCUGGGCCUGCUGCUGCCACCCUCCAUCCUGAGCCUGGAGUUUAAGAACAAGGACGAGAUGAGCUACAUGCCGCAGGAGCAGGACACCUACCUGCAGGAGAAGGAGGUGGAGGAGCCCGAGAAGCCCGCCAAGGACAAGGACGACGAAGACAUGGAGUUCACAGUAAGAUCCUACUGUGGAACGCAGUACAACUCCGUGGCCAUGCUGGGAAAGGUCGCCACGGAGACGUCGCGGAAGAAGGACGUGGAGGAGGUGCAGAGCCGGCACAGGCUCAUCCCGUUCGGCCGCAAGAUCUACGAGUUCUACAACGCGCCCAUCGUCAAGUUCUGGUUCCACACUCUGGCCUACGUGGGGUACCUGAUGCUCUUUAACUACAUAGUUCUGGUGAAGAUGGAGCUUUGGCCCUCCCCGCAGGAGUGGAUCGUCAUCGCCUACAUCUUCACCAACGGCAUCGAGAAGAUGAGAGAGAUCCUGAUGUCGGAGCCGGGGAAGCUGCUGCAGAAGGUGAAGGUCUGGCUGCAGGAGUACUGGAACAUCACAGACCUGAUGGCCAUCCUCAUCUUCUCCGUGGGCAUGGUGCUGCGUCUGCAGGACCCGCCCUUCAUGAGCUACGGCCGCGUCAUCUACUGCGUCAACAUCAUCUACUGGUACAUCCGGCUGCUCGACAUCUUCGGCGUCAACAAGUACCUGGGUCCCUACGUCAUGAUGAUCGGCAAGAUGAUGAUUGACAUGAUGUACUUCGUUAUCAUCAUGCUGGUGGUGCUGAUGAGUUUCGGGGUGGCUCGGCAGGCCAUCCUAAACCCCAAUGAGGACCCGUCCUGGAUGCUGGCUCGCAACAUCUUCUUCAUGCCCUACUGGAUGAUCUAUGGGGAGGUGUUUGCGGACCAGAUCGACCAUGUCAAUAAUAGGAAGCAGCGAAAGCUGAAUGAGAAACUCUGGCUGGUCGAAAAUUACUUUCGAACUCACGGAACCUGGCGUAACAACGCUCCCUGUGGCCAGAACGUGACGGCGGAGGACGGCACCGUGGUGGUCCUCCCCCCCUGUAAGACCGGGGCCUGGAUCGUACCCGCCAUCAUGGCCUGCUACCUCCUGGUGGCCAACAUCCUGCUGGUCAACCUGCUGAUAGCCGUGUUCAAUAACACCUUCUUCGAGGUCAAGUCCAUCUCUAACCAGGUGUGGAAGUUCCAGAGGUACCAGCUGAUCAUGACCUUCCACGAGCGCCCGGUCCUUCCUCCGCCCCUCAUCAUCUUCAGUCACAUGACCAUGGUCCUGAAGCACCUGUGUUGCCGCUGGCGCAAGCACGACGACGACGAGCACGACUACGGCCUCAAGCUGUUCAUCACCGAGGACGAGCUGAAGAAGGUGCACGACUUCGAGGAGCAGUGCAUCGAGGAGUACUUCCGGGAGAAGGACGACCGCUUCAACUCCUCCAACGACGAGAGGAUCCGGGUCACCUCGGAGAGGGUGGAGAACAUGGCGAUGCGUCUGGAGGAAGUGAACGAGCGGGAGCACUUCAUGAAGGCGUCCCUGCAGACGGUGGACAUCCGCCUGGCGCAGAUGGAGGAGCUGAUCGGGCGGGUCGCCGUGGCGCUGGAGCGGGUGACGGGCGUGGACCGGGGCGAGGUGCAGAAGGCGCGCUCGCGCACCUCCUCCGACUGCACCGACGCCGCCUACAUCCUGCGGCAGAGCAGCUUCAACAGCCAGGAGGGCAACUCCGCCUACCGCAUCCAGGAGGCGCUAGAGCAGACGGGAGAGGGCUCCAUCUCCCCCACCUCGCCCACCAUCCUCGCCCCCCGGCCCCGCAGCCACUCCUUCUACGUGGCCGGGUCCCGGGACAGGGGCGGCGGGGGCGGGGCCGGGUGCGGGGGCGGGGCCGGGUGCGGGGGCGGGGCCGGGGGCGGGGCUGGGUGCUCGGAGAGGGUCGAGGGCUUCUUCAAGGAGCGCUCGCUCAGCCUCCACCGGGCCAACAGCUCGCAGUCAGUGUCCUCGGCCGCGCCCAGGGACGCCAGGCCCCUCCCCCUCAACACGCUGUCCGUCUCGCAGCAGCACCGCCCCUCCUCCUGCAUCGACAUCUACGUGUCGGCGUCCGAGGAGGGCCAGCAGCCCCUGGAGGGGUGCGAGGCCGACCCCCUGCACAUGCCCGCCUUCCCCCGCGACGCCUCCCUCCACUCCGAGAUCAUGGAGGCGGUCCUGACCCGGGGGGCGUACGGCGGCGCGGGGGCGGGGCUGGGGGCGGGGCCCUCGGACGCGGCAGCCGUCUUCGAGGACAGCGCCCUGGCCGUGGCGGACAUGGCGCUCUGCCCCUCCGCCCUGCUGCCCGACAGCCUGACCCCCUGGGACCUGGAGCCGCCCCAGACCCUGGAGCGUUCCAAGAGCAGCCGCUUCCUGUCGGCGGCGGGGCCGCUGUUCCUGGACGACGCGCCGCUGGUCAAGUCGCACAGCCUGAUGUUCACGCCCCGCGGCGGGGGCGGGGCCGGCGGCGGCUACUACGGCGGCAUGGGCGUCCAGGUGAAGGCGGCCGAGUACACCAGCAUCACCGACUGCAUCGACACGCGCUGCGUCUCCACCCCCAACGCCCCGCCCGAGCGCUCCGACUCCCCCGGCGUGUCCUUCUUCGAGAAGGCGCAGGACCUGGGCGCCUGCCACCCGGAGAGGGAGGCGGAGCUCAGCCACGCCGACUCCGACCCCGAGGACCCCGAGGCCCUGCCCGAGUCGCGGAGGGGCGGGGCCUACCUGGGCGGGGCCUUCUGCACGCCGCUGGCCAGGCUGGAGCGGGCCAACAGCUGCUCGUCGGAGGACUCCCACGCCAGCAACGCCCGCAAGAGCUUCUCGGUGGGCGAGCGGAUGGACGGGCGGCAGAGGAACUCGCGCAACCCCUUCCAGAGGAGCAAGUCCAGCGCCAAGCCCGAGCCCAAGAUGGACAGCCUGUCCAUGAGGAGACUGUCCAAGCCCUCCGCCUUCCGCAGCUUCGACAGCCGCCACAACUUCACGUGAUGGGCCCGCCCCCCCCCCUCCCUGGACCCCGCCCCCCAGACCACACCCCCUGCUCUCACGGGACGCUCGUCCAAAGGCUAGUGAAGUCGGACGACCCCUGUCCAAAUCCGGGGUGGUGCGAGAGGGAUAUCGCUCUGCUGCCCUACCCGUCCUUCCCCCCCUUACCCCCACAUCCCCACCCACCCACCCCUGGAUCUCUCAAUUUGUUCCACUCUGUCCUGUUUCUUUUUCUUUUCUUUUUUUUUUUUCCUUUUUUAGCACACAAACAAAGCCAUUUCUGUCUCCCGUCUGUCAUCGUUAGGGGAAAUUGUUUCGUGUCCUUUUCUUUCAUUCACGAGUAAAAGAGAAGAGAAAGAGAGCAAAAAAUGUAAACGACAAAAAAAGAGAAAAAAAGGGCAUUGUAUUACAGAGUUGUGUGAGAGGAAGGUGUCAUCGCCAAACAAUGAAAAAGAAAUAGAUGAUUCACGGAGGACGAAAGAAGAGAGAAUAUCGUAAGACAAUCAAUACGGUUUGUGUUUGAGGAAUGUUCCUUCGUCUGCAUGCCAUUAGCUCGAUCUAGAGAAUGUAAUGUGUUAAUCACAGAGCACGCGCUGCUCUUUUAAUUGCCUUCUUAUUGGUUGUUUCACCAGUUCUCUCACACUCGGUAUUAAAGCAGCUGACAUGCUCGCAGUAUUAGGCUUGUUUUGGCUUGGAUCGCCUUCGGGUCUUGUCCUGUAGUUUUGAAUGUGAAGCAGACAAAAUAAUUAAUAAGAAUCCUUCUCAUGAAUCAGACAAAAAAAAUUGUCUUUCUUCAAGAGACACAAAUCUAUACUCAUUGCUUGACUGAUUGGUUUAUGAAUAACUUUAUCUUGAAAUCAUGUCCUAAAUCUUUUUUUUUUUCCCCAUGUGGAUAACUUGACCUUUGACCCUAGCAACUGAACCAUUUGGACACUGCUGUUUUUGUUUUUUUUUUUGAAGUUGCAAAGAGUCACUUAAAAACAGAGCAAACAUAAAAAAUUCCAAUGAGUGCCCAGGUCAAGGCAGCUGAUACUGAGAGAGUCUUCCCUUCUCAGAAUCCAUUUAGGGGUGGAAGGGAGGGUUUCAGCUACAGAAAUGGUCACCAAAACGCUGAAAGGCUGAAUAUUGACGAGCAGUUUUGGGGGAAAAAACACUUCAGGAAGUGGGGGAAGUAAAGGAGUUAGCAACAUUUAGCUCAAGUGCUCAUGCCAAACACGGGAGUUGGUUUACCCUGUGCGUUUAUAAAAACCUCUCUAUAUCAUCUCAUUAUCCUGCCCCAACUGACCAGUUUAUAAAAUAUGUAAUUCAUUUUUUUGUGACUUCUCUUACCAUCUCAUUUUAUAGCCAUUUAUCUAUGAAGAGUAGAAUUUAAUACCAGUAAUUCUGACUAUAAUAGUAUUGUUCUAUGGGGAAUCAUCAGCAUAAGGUGCGCUCUCUUCAACAAAACCAUAUAUUUAAUUCUGAAGUAGCCAGAUUUGUUGUGAAGGUGGACAUUUAAAGGGGAAUUUUUUAAAACAACCUAACUUGAGUUGAGAUUUUACCUCUUUUUUCCCACAUGGAUGGAAUACUGCAGUGGCAAUGCACCCACAUAGAGAGCCCUCAAACUGGCAGCCAACCAGAGCUUUCAGAAAAUGGAGCACAUUCAAAAUAAGGAAUCACCUUUAGUUUGUCAUGUAGCACUGCAUCAUGUGCUAGUCCCUCUCAUCACUUGUUUCCAGGUAAAGAGGUCACCUGUACAGAGUCAGACUUGCUUUGGGGGGGGGGGGGGGGGGUCAAGUCUCUUCCUGGAGUUUCACUUUUCACUACUUACUGAUGUGACCUGACACAAGCUUUGUUUUUUUGGAAAUGAAACUCUUUAUUUCUACACAUUUAUAUUUCAGUGUAAAAAGGAGGCUGGAGGUUCUGAAGUUCUGCUGCAGUUCUGUGCGCGCUUCAAAAAAAACCGUCGGCAUCAAACCGCGGUUGCCAUAGCAACACUACUCUCUUAAUAUAGACUCUGAGAGCACGGUCUGUACUGAAAUAAUAGCGCUGUUCCGGAACGUUCAGAACCAGCGCCGACUGCUUUUUCACGCCAGACUUCUCGUCACUGUGAAACGCAUGACCACCAGGGGGUGCUGUGACCUCGAUCAGGCGUGCCCGCUUUCGGUGAGCUGUCUGUCCACAAGGCUUUUCUUUCACCGUUAAUAAAGCGCCGCUUGGGGUCAUGUGACAUAACGUUCUUCCUGAAGUCAUACUUUUUGGGAAAGCAUCUCAUAUUUAGGAGUAAUGCACAGGACUCAUAAUAAACUAAAUAACAGGCUGUAAACAUACAGUUACUCAUUUUAAGAUUAAACAUGCAUUUGAUAGAAUACAUUUUUAUUGCAACUGAUUUGAGGGGAAGUGAGUUUUAUUGUGGUGUGCUGAACAUUGUAUUAGGAACAUUUGAUCUUGGGCUAGGAGUCUGGGGGCUGGGUCACAUCUGGCCACUCUGGUUCUUUAUUCCUCCCUGGACAUCAGUGAUAGAGGGAGAGAAGAUUAAUUCAAAACACAGAAUAAAACUUAAAGUGGGGAUUGAGCUGCAGAGGGGGGAGGGACUGCCGGAAACAUGUGACAGGAAGGGGUAGAGGCGUCGGUUUACCAAGUUAAGUAACCAAGUUAUAGUGUGAGGUGUUGUCUGAAAACUUCUCUCCUGGAUCUUUGUUUUUAAAACUACAGUAGUUUAAGGGUAGUCACCCACCCAAUCACUGUAACCCAGGAUAAAACAUAAAUAGGUAUUGAGGGUUUAGUACAGUAUGUCAGACUGUAACAUAUCGUAUCAUAUUUCUCUUAUUUAAAUGAUUGGCUUGAUGCAAUGCUGUUUUUCUUCUCUCACACAAGCUACAGGAAGUGCAUACUGACUCUGUUACCUGUGAAAAGGAAGGAUUUUUUUUUUUUUUUAAUCACAGAGAGUGGGUUUAUUUCAAGUUGCUCACAGUUGUGCAAAUGAUUCCAUCAGAGGCUGUGCAUAUUGUGUAAAAAAAAAUCUAUAAAAAAUUAUAAUACUUGCUAUGCAAGUUUUAGGGAGAGGGGGGAAACGUUGAAUAUGAGGAAUCAUGCACUUUAAAACAAGGAAUGCUUUAAAUAUGCACAUUUCAUGUCAAGGGUUAGUUGAUUGUGUCACAGACUCAUUUUCAGGGAGUUUGUGGGUGUGGCCUCCAGGGGGCGUGUUAAUGCGAUCGUGAGAUUUGUGUCACUGGAGGGGGAACCUGAGACCAGGUUGAGUUUCGGUCGGCAAGGCGUUGCCUCUUUCUUCAGACCUCUUGGGGUUCGCGGAAAAGAGUUUAGCAUGGCGUCAAAUUUCAGUUCCAAAGACCACCUCUGUGAAAUGCGUUUUCCAGUGUUAGCCUACUGGCCGUUGGAAAGGUGUGCAACUCGGUCAGCCAGGUUUGCGUUGUAACCACGACACCAGCAGGACCGCACAGGUGCGGUCGAAUGUUUGGAACACGCCAUCCUCUGGGCUGCGAUUGGAUCUCUCUCGCGUAUUAAUGGUUUUUGGUCAUCCCGACACCUACCUGCAGUCACACGGUAGUUAUAGCGAGUCAAGGGGAGUUCAAAGGCCAAAAAAAACCCACAUCUUUAUCUCAUUAGCAUCAGCCAGUGACACGGGAGUUUAAGGAAGCAGGGGUCAGCUUUUAACCAAUCACAGAGCAACCAGCAACCAGCAGUACAGUCUUGAAUUCUCUGCUCUAGAGAUGGAUCAACAUUUUGAUUAUGUUGUAGGCCUGGCAAAGACACCAAAAGCUUGUACUGAGAGCUUAUUAUUUAUUUACAUCACAUUAAUUUUAGAUGAGCAUCUAGUGGACAUUGCUUGAUUUAACCAAGAUGAAAAUAUUAAUUUGAGAAAAAAAAAUUGUUGGAUGGAACCCUGUGCUUUAUAGAUAGUAUCGGGGAUCAUUUAUUAUAAUGUGGGAAGCCUCUAUUUUGAGGCCUUGCUUAUUUUUGAAUUUAUUUUUUAAAUAUAUUGAUUAAAAAUUUCUUCUUAAAUUUGUUUUCAUAAAUGGAUUAUUUCCAACAUAUAAAUGCUAUGAUUGAUUAGAUAUAUGUAAGACCAAUAGCUUUUCUGGGUUGUAAAUCAUUACCUUAAUCAGCUGUUUUUACUUUUUUGAAGAGUGAUUCAUAUUUUAAUUUUGUAAUAUAUGCCAUUUUAUUUAUUUAGGAGCAUUUUAGAAAUUAUUUAUGAUGAGAGGUUUUAAAGGUAAAUAAAAUGUGGCAAUUAUAAACAUUUAAAACACAUAUCUAUGUAUUAUAUAUUUUAUUGCAGAAAUAUAUUGUAUAUUUGAAUCACACAAACAGUAUUUAUUAUAUUUCCUAAAUUGAGUAGUAAAUUAUAACGUAUAUAAAUUAUAUGCUAAUUAUUGUUGAGUUGCUUUAUGCACUUCUAGAAUAACAUUCACUCUGCAAUACAUAGCUGUUCUGCAUGCAUUAUCCACAAAGAUGGAGCUGUUCAAUCAAAGCGCAAAGCUGGCAUGCCUUAAUUUUCAAGAUUGAAGGUAGUGUCAAAAUUAAGUGUUGAAAGUGAAGACCAGAGUUUUGCGGGGAACUUUGAUUUCUGUCUUCUGUCCUGUCAUUCAGCAUUUUCUUCUGAGAUAGUCUUUAAAAAGUCGCCUGUUUUCAUUCAUCAACAUGCAACCUCGUAGCAUUUUGACAGUUAAUGACAGUAUGGAGCAUUCCCAAAUGUGGACAUCUCUAAGCAGUAAUUAUCCCAGUUGAUUUGUCAUCCCACACUGCAAUUCGAUUGGUUGGCCAACUGCACUUUGAUUGAUUAGCCCCCGAUUCACUGAACUGAACCAGUCAGGAUGACGAGCGGCAGUUCUGUACAUUUUAUGGUUGCACAAAAGAGGGCUGCUUCCAAAAAAAAAAAAAAAAACAUUAAAGGGAAACAUGUCUCGUGUAAAUAUGACUGUGUGCUAUCCAUCUCCUAUUUUAUCAUCCGGUUAUAACUGGUUACCCUUCCACAUUCACCCCUCCGUACUGGUGCACACGUUCUAGCUAUGCCUUCCUCCCACGGUCGGUGCUGGAAUGUUUCGUUUGAAUUGUUGAUGUGCAAUAGGCCUUCUGGGGACCGCCACAGAGUGGUUUUAAUGCAUUUUUACCUGCUGCCCCUUCCUGUCAACUUGCCAGGUCUAAUCUAAUGUUGUUCCUGUGUUUUAGAGGCCUGUACUUAGAGGUGUUUUAAUAGUGAGGAAAGAAAAUAAAUAAAUAAAAGAAGGAUAUAAUUUGCUUAUGGUGAAUACCACUAGUGUAGCCUGUGUGUAAUCCCCAUGAAAAUUAAAUAAGUAAAAUAUAUAUAUAUACAUUUUUUGCAGACAAAAAUAUUACAUGUAAGUAGGAGAUCAGGGCAAUGGCGGUCAGAGGUCAAGAUAACCUAACAGCUGGGGAACCAGCCACAGGAAUUCUUUAUCAUUUAUUCAGGUGUGUUUUAGCUCCCGGUAGCUCCAGGUGCAGGUGGUAACUGGUUAAGCCCAGCUCAGCUCAAAACCACCACAGAUGUGAUUUAAAUGGCUAUUAAUUCAAAUUAAACAGCAAGCUACACGUUUGCUGAGGGCAUCCAUCUUUACACUCUGAAUUCGGGAUUUGAUGUUUUUGAAUCUUGGAGACGAGGCUACAGCAGAGCCAUCAGUAGAUGUUAUUUAACUUCAUAAUUCACACUGACCGUGACUUUCUUCUGAAGUCGUGUUGUUGGCCAGUGACCUUUGUUUUUUUUUUUUUUACAAUUAAUCCACAGAUAAAAAUCCAUGUAUUUUCUUUCGCCUGGCAGAUGUUAGUUUGGCUCUUUCUGUCGCUGGCUCGGUUAGAAAGGAGUAUGACACCGUUUUUGCAAGAGGUCUUCCUCAUCUGUAACCUGUACAUAAACAAAGGCCGUUUCUAUCAUAGAAGAUUUUAAAAGUUUGUGUGUGUGUGCGUGCGUGCGUGUGUGUGUUUGUGUGUGAGAAGGAACAGCAGGUGAGCAGACUUUUUUUCAGGUCACAUUUGGUUCAGCUGUCAUCUUCAGAUCCCUAGUACUGACCAAUCACCUGUAGAACUGUGUGCCAAUACACUUGAUGAUACUUACUGUACAGUAUUUUAUAAAUAUUUUCCUAUACUGUAGUAUAAAGGUUUGUGAAUUAUUAUACCACUAUUGUCUCUUUUGUCAGUGAGCACUUGUAUGCUACCAAGGAGUUGAAGCACACAUUUUUUGCAAUAAUAAUAGUGUAGUUAACCUUAAAACAAAUUAUCUUCCAGAGGUCCCGGAAGUUUUUAAUGUCUAUUAAUGCAUGCAGUUCUUCCAUCUGAGUUGUAAUGCAUUCUGUACAAUAAUGCAAGGAGAGAGAGAGUGAGAGUGAGAGAGAGAGAGAACGAGAGGAUGAGAUCGAUAGAAAGAUGGGAGGACAAAAUGGUUAAUUCCAAAAUGAUCAUGGUAGUAUUUGGAGACAAAUGCAAAUAUGUAUUCCUUAAUGUGAAUAGGCUAUUGUUUUGGCAUGCAUUUUUAAAUAAAUACAUAAGUACAUGAAUAAGUG